Messenger RNA from Microplitis mediator, 2156 nucleotides. RefSeq names its product thiol S-methyltransferase TMT1B-like. Gene Ontology annotation, molecular function: S-adenosylmethionine-dependent methyltransferase activity. Lineage: Eukaryota; Metazoa; Arthropoda; Insecta; Hymenoptera; Braconidae. Bases 381 to 1223 code for a protein of 280 amino acids. The transcript is spliced from 4 exons. The record is from RefSeq and is a predicted model, not a curated record.
AUCACUCCGCCGGAAAAAUAAACUCCCUAUUUACUCCCUAUGCAGAGUAAUUUUUUUCUGAAACUUCGGAUCUCCGAGUGUCGGAGUGAAUUUGGAUUUAAAUGAAGUCCAUAAUCACUUCGAAUUCACUCCCGAUUUUUACAGUGUAUAUAUGUAUACAUCUAUAGAUUCAGUAUAAUUUUUCCAUAUAUAUGAAUAUCUCAUAAACUUCCUGGGAAAAAAAUGAAAUAAAUGAAAAGGAGAAAAAAAAACAAAGUAGAUUAACGUCUUUGAGAUUGAGCAGAAAGUAUAGGGUGUUCAUCAGGGGUCCAGGUUGAAUUUAGCUUGAUGAUUCAUCCAAGUCAACGAGCCGCCACAACGGCCAACCUUCUCUCCGCCCAAUGUCAAAAACAAAACGCCUUCGGAUCGCGAAAUGCCUCUCAAUCGAAUUUAUGCAUACACACACACACACUCACAUACAUAUAUUAAAUAUAUAUAUAACGUAUAGAGCACGUAAAGUUAACAGCAGAGCUAGUGUACAUAUAAUGCUGUGUAUGCUUCUGGUCUACAUUGCACGAAUGGUGGGGUUUGAAUCAGAGUGCGCGGAAGUUGCUGUUACUUAUAAAAAACGGUUGUUUGAAUCGUUAAAUGAAAUUCAGUCUAGUGAUAAAAUUUUACGGUUCAAUAAUUGUAUCAGAGUACUUGAAAUUGGAGUUAAAAUCGGGCAAAAUAUUCAAUUCUAUCCAAAUGGUACUCAUUUAAUAGGCGUUGAUUGGAAUUAUAAAUUAAAAGAAUAUUUGACAGAAAGUGAUCAAGCAUGGCAGUUUUCUCAUAUUAUUAUUGAAAAAAUAAUAAUUGGCGAUGGCAGUUAUUUAAAAGAUAUUCCAGAUAAUUAUGUGGAUGCUGUUGUUACAACAAGAUCACUUUGUUCUGUAGCAUCAGUUCCUGAUGUUCUUUGUGAAAUACAUCGAGUUCUUGCACCGGGUGGAAUUUAUUUAUUUUUCGAACAUAUACCCGAUGAAAAGGAUGCAUUGACACGUUGGCUACAGGGUUUUUUAACAAAAACGAAAAUUUGGCCAUCACUUUUCGGCGACUGUCGAUUGGAUUCAAACCCACUUGAAUGUAUUCAAUCAGCCAAUUUCAAGAGUGUCGUAUGGGAAAUAAUUAAAUUACGCGGAUAUGUCUCUCAUCCAUAUCGUUUAAAUUUGACGUGUUAUCAUAUUAUGGGCACAGCAAAAAAAUAAUUUAAUCAAUUAAUAAUAAUAAUAGCAAAACAAUUAGCAAUUUUAAAUGCACGUAAUUUUUCAUAUAUAAAUUGAUAUUUAUACAAGUAUGUAUUUUUAAAAACCAAUAUGUUAUUUUUGUUGAAAGUCAAUAAGAGAUUUUUAAAUUAUCGACUGUUUAAUUGAACUGAAUUUUUAUUUUCUUCAUUUCAAUACACUGUAAAAAAUUUUUCGUGCACGCAUAGAAUUUUUGAGUAAAAAUUACCCAUAAAGUUUGGUAUUGUAAUGACAUCCAGCAAGUAACUAAAAUUUUACUAUGUUAUUAGCAGAAAUCGCACUUCAUUUGCCUGCUAUCAAGUAGAAUAUUUUGCAAUGGGCAUGGGAAAAAUUUCUAUAUUUACCACAUGUCUUCUCAGUAUCAAACUUUUUGGGUAAUUUUUACUAAAAAUUUCUCUACGUGUGUGAAAAUGGUCCCCAAGGACUUUACGCGGUUUGCUCGGUGUUUAAUUUUUUUGGUGUGAAAUAUCAAGCAGUGAACUUUUUAAGACGAUAUGAGUGUUUUAUUUCACACCGUUCGGUGUUAUUAUGUCAAAAAUUGUCCGAUAAUAAAAUUUGUAGUUAUAAAUUAUCAAAUAAUAUAUAGGCUGUAGCACUACACUGUAAAAAAUCUGUGGUGAAUCCGGAUUUAAUCUGCAUUCACUCCGCCACUCGGAGGAAUUGAAAGUUUUUUUUUAGCGGAGUGAUUUCGGAGUGACGCGGAUUUUAUUUCACUCCGGUCCGGAAUUUUAACAUUUAAAUGAAUUUAUAUUAAUUUAUAUUAAACUCUUAAACAGUGUGUGUGUGUGUGUGUGUGUGUGUGUGUGUGUGCGUAUCAUAGUUGAUCAGUAAUGUAAUACACGAGUUUUUACUUCGAUUUUAUUUAGUGGAGUUAUUUUUUAUUAAUAAUAUUUUCAA